CCACAGAUCAUCCUACUCUACAGCUGUUCCAUUUUACCCGAGGGAUGCUAUAAAUCUGCAUAUUUGGAAGUGAUCAACGAUUACGGGAGUGUGGAAGAAUUGUGUAAAAAACUAAAAACCGACCCAAUCAAUGGCCUAUCAAAUGAUCAUCAUGAAAUCCAACGGCGGCAACAAGUAUUCGGAAAGAAUGAAAUCCCACCCGCACCGUCAAAGUCAUUCUUCCGAUUAGCUUGGGAAGCUUUACAGGAUAUUACCUUGGUAAUUCUGCUCAUAUCCGCCAUAGUAUCACUUGGUUUGUCCUUCUACAAACCACCAGAGAAUAUCGGUGCAGGUCACGACGAUUCUGAACAAGAAGCAGGCUGGAUUGAAGGCGUCGCUAUCCUCGUUGCCGUCAUCGUUGUAGUACUUGUCACGGCACUAAAUGACUGGUCUAAAGAGAAACAAUUCCGAGGUCUCCAAUCAAAAAUUGAAACCGAGCACAAAUUCUCUGUAAUACGAGGCGGUCAGCCAGUUGAUGUCGUCGUCAACGAUCUGGUCGUUGGAGAUGUCGCUCGAGUAAAAUACGGUGAUCUCUUACCAGCUGAUGGUCUGGUGAUACAAUCGAAUGAUCUGAAAAUCGAUGAAUCGUCGCUAACCGGUGAAUCAGAUCUGAUCCGAAAAAGUUUCGAUCAUGAUCCCGUACUGCUCUCGGGUACUAAUGCCAUGGAAGGCAGUGGACGGUUUCUUAUCACCGCUGUCGGUUUGAAUAGUCAGACGGGUAUCAUCAUGAGUCUGCUUGGCGCCACGAAAGAGGAAAAGAAAGACGAUAAGGAGAGUAAGAUUGAAAUGAAUGGAAGUGGUAAGCCAUACGAUUCGACUGCUGCUGUUGUUGAAGAAGAGGCUAGCAAAGGGAAAUCUGUACUACAAGCAAAACUAUCCAAUUUAGCCAUACAAAUCGGGUAUAUAGGUUCUAUUGUGGCGGCGGCUACGGUACUGAUUCUCAUCAUUCGCCAUUGCAUCACACACUAUGCCGUCAAUCAUGAGUCUUUCAAGACAUCCGAUCUGUCCUACUUUGUCAACUUCGUCAUUAUCGGUGUUACUGUACUUGUCAUUGCCGUUCCCGAAGGUCUUCCAUUAGCUAUUACAUUGGCACUUACCUAUUCCGUGAAGAAAAUGAUGAAAGAUAAUAAUUUGGUACGACAUUUGGAUGCCUGUGAAACGAUGGGUAAUGCGACAUCAAUUUGUUCGGACAAGACGGGAACAUUGACCACAAAUCGAAUGACCUGCGUUCAGUGCUACAUCAACGAAAAUUUCUACAAAAAUUCGCUGCCAGUAAGUAAUCUGAUGAACAAGAAGACUCGAGAACUUCUGAUCGAAGGGAUUUGCAUCAAUUCGGGUUACAACUCACAGGUACUACCGGCACCGAAACCAGGCGAACAACGUCAACAGGUCGGUAACAAGACGGAAUGCGCAUUGCUUGGCUUUGUGCUCGACAUGCAACAGAGUUACGAUGAGAUUCGAGCCAAACAUCCAGAGGAAACCCUUUACAAGGUAUACACUUUCAAUUCGUCUCGGAAAUCAAUGAUGACAGUACUGGAGCUAGCUGAAGGCGUUUAUCGGAUCUAUGCUAAAGGAGCAUCAGAAAUCAUUUUGUCAAGGUGGUGUACAUACAUGCUCGGCAAUGAAGGAAAGGUUCAAGACUUCACAUCGACUCAUAUGGCCGAGCUUGUCAAAGAAGUAAUCGAACCUAUGGCCUCAGAUGGUCUUCGCACAAUAGGACUAGCCUAUAAGGAUAUGGUCCCUAAAGGGUCAAAAAAGGAAGAGAACGAGGUUGAAUAUAGCGGGCCGAUCGAUUGGGAUGAUGAGGAGACGAUUCGUAACGGCAUGACGAUGAUUGGUAUAAUGGGAAUUCAAGAUCCAGUCCGUCCAGAGGUACCAGCUGCUAUCGACAAAUGCCAAAAAGCUGGUAUUACCGUCCGAAUGGUCACCGGUGAUAACAUCAACACAGCUCGGUCUAUCGCUACAGCUUGUGGAAUCCUUCGGCCGGGUGCGGAUUUUCUUGCACUAGAAGGAAAGGAGUUCAAUGCCAGAAUUCGCGAUGAAAAUGGAAAAGUCAGCCAAGCAAAAUUGGACGCUAUAUGGCCACGGCUACGAGUUUUGGCACGUGCUCAACCGUCGGAUAAGUAUGUACUGGUCAAGGGAAUCAUCGACAGUAAAGUGUCCAAGAACAGAGAAGUGGUGGCCGUCACUGGUGACGGUACCAAUGAUGCGCCAGCUCUCAAGAAAGCCGACGUCGGAUUCGCUAUGGGCAUUGCUGGUACUGAUGUAGCCAAAGAGGCCUCCGAUAUUAUCCUUACCGACGAUAACUUCACAUCUAUUGUCAAGGCUGUGAUGUGGGGUCGUAACGUCUACGAUUCCAUUUCGAAGUUCCUUCAAUUCCAAUUGACUGUGAACGUUGUUGCUGUGACAAUUGCAUUUAUUGGAGCCUGUGCCAUCAGCGAUUCGCCUCUCAAGGCGGUCCAAAUGUUGUGGGUCAAUCUCAUCAUGGACACACUGGCUUCACUGGCUCUGGCCACCGAAAUGCCCACCGAGGACUUACUUGACAGGUAUUGGGACACGUUCAGAAGUUCGAUCGAUAGAAUGAUCAAAACCCUAUGGCCGGACGAAAUCACUGAUUUCACGGACCAUGGUGACAGAUUCAUUCCAAACACGCCAUCUGGUCGAAAUGCUCCAUUGGGAUCACCACCCAGUGCCCAUUUCACAAUAAUUUUCAAUGCAUUCGUUUUAAUGACGUUGUGCAAUGAGAUUAAUGCCAGGAAGGUUCAUGGUGAACGAAAUGUGUUCAAGGGACUCUUCUCGAAUCCGAUUUUCUGCAUAAUUUGGAUUACAACGCUCAUUUCACAAGUGUUAAUCGUACAAUUCGGUGGUCAUUGGUUCUCCACAGCUCCAUUGAAUGCCAUACAAUGGGCAAUCUGUAUUGCCUGUGGUCUGGGAGAACUCAUUUGGGGACAGGUUGUUACGUCGGUACCGUCGUCGAUAUUGCCGAAAUCAUUCCGAUUCGGUAAAGGAGAAGUGAAACCGACAUCGAUACUUCUUACCGGUGACUAUGACGCACCGUCAUCGUCGUCGUUGGCACCAAAACCAGGCGGUCAGGAGAAACGUCCUGGUCAAAUGCUCUGGUUACUUGGUCUCACUAGACUUCAGACACAGAUUCGCGUGGUGAAGGCAUUCCAGUCGAUGAACGACGGUUCACAUCCGAAUUCAUUGACAACAUCGACAUCCGAUCGACUACGAGCCAGUUAUCGUCGAUUGAAGAUCGCUCGAGAGCUCGAACAGCAAAAGAGGUCUGGUAGCGUACGGACCCGUGGACCGGUACAUAAUGCGCCACUCCCAUCGAAGGAUCCAACCGGAAUAACAUCAUCGUGA
Molecule: messenger RNA, 3405 nt
Organism: Haemonchus placei
Lineage: Eukaryota; Metazoa; Nematoda; Chromadorea; Rhabditida; Trichostrongylidae
Source: the annotation of a GenBank genome assembly